Messenger RNA from Gongylonema pulchrum, 471 nucleotides. The record is from the annotation of a GenBank genome assembly. Lineage: Eukaryota; Metazoa; Nematoda; Chromadorea; Rhabditida; Gongylonematidae.
GGGACCACUCCGAGUUUAGUUCUUUUAUUUUAUUUAGUUUGGGCAGACAAUGGCGAUGAAUGCAGCCGUCAGUAUGCCGGCACUGGCGCUUUAAAGGCAGAUUAUACGCGUUUUGGAAGGCGUACUUACCUGGGAGCAUGGAACGAUUGCUUGAAUGCUGUUACGCGUUAUUUUCGAAAUAAUUUUGCAGAUGGUUACAGACAGGAUGCAAUCGACUUAUUUCUUGGCAAUUUCAAAAUCGAUCCUAACAAUUUGCCAACUACACUGGAAACAACCGUGCUAAAUUUUGACUAUCACGGUGGCGCCAUUGUUGGGACAAUUUUUGCAGCCGCUAUGACCAUCCUUUGUGUUCUGGUUGCUGAAAAUACAUCAGCAACGGUAUUUUGGCUGAUAAUUUUCAUGGCUUUAAUGCUCUUCAUAUUUUUCAAUGGCGAAGAAUUUGUUAAUAAACCACGGUUGAAAGUUGACUGA